Caretta caretta (loggerhead turtle) is the source of this 4026-nucleotide messenger RNA. It is a transcript of the gene FRMD7, whose product is annotated as FERM domain containing 7. Gene Ontology annotation, cellular component: cytoskeleton. Gene Ontology annotation, molecular function: guanyl-nucleotide exchange factor activity. Lineage: Eukaryota; Metazoa; Chordata; Testudines; Cheloniidae. The record is from RefSeq and is a predicted model, not a curated record. Gene Ontology annotation, biological process: regulation of neuron projection development.
GCCCCGUCUGGCACACGGCGCAGAUUACCAAGACUCCUGCACUGGCUGGCAGCUCAGCUGCGUGCUCGAGGAUGCUGCAUCUGAAAGUCCAGUUCUUGGAUGACUCCCAGAAGAUCUUUGUAGUGGAUCAAAAGUCGUCUGGCAAAGGGUUGUUCAACCUGAGCUGCAGCCACCUGCACCUUGUGGAGAAGGAAUACUUUGGAUUGGAAUUCCAAAGCCAGGCUGGAAACAAUGUUUGGCUGGAGCUUCUAAAACCCAUAACAAAGCAGAUGAAAAAUCCUAAGGAGGUUCUUUUCAAAUUUAUGGUGAAAUUUUUCCCAGUGGACCCUGGACAUCUGAGAGAAGAGUUGACAAGGUAUCUCUUUACCCUUCAAAUCAAGAGGGACCUGGCAGUCGGGAGGCUCCCGGGCAGCGAGAACAGUGCCGCUUUGCUGGUGUCGCACCUCUUGCAGUCUGAGCUGGGGGACUUUCAUGAAGAAACAGAUAAGAAGCACCUGGAGAGCCACCAGUAUUUACCCAACCAGGAAUAUUUAGAUGAUAAGAUCAUGCAUUAUCACCAGAAGCAUGUUGGGAAGACACCAGCUGAGUCGGACGUUCACCUGUUGGACAUAGCCAGGAAGUUAGACAUGUAUGGGAUUAGACCCCACCCUGCAAGCGAUGGGGAAGGGACGCAGAUCAAUCUGGCUGUUACGCACAUGGGAGUGCUGGUUUUACGGGGGAACACAAAGAUCAACACAUUCAACUGGGCCAAAAUUCGGAAACUGAGUUUUAAGAGGAAACAUUUUCUAAUCAAACUACAUGCAAAUAUCUCUGCUUUGUGCAAGGACACCUUAGAGUUUACCAUGGCAAGCAGAGACGCGUGCAAAGCAUUUUGGAAGACGUGUGUGGAGUACCACGCUUUUUUUAGACUCUCUGAAGAACCAAAAUCCAAGCCCAAAGCCCUCCUGUGCAGCAAAGGUUCAAGUUUCCGCUAUAGUGGCAGAACCCAGCGGCAGCUGCUGGAGCAUGGGCGCAAGGGGAAGGGGAAGAGCACGCCGUUUGAGAGGAAACACUACCCGGCUCAGUACCACGAAAGGCAGUGCCGCUCGUCCCCAGACCUCCUCACAGACGUGUCCAAACAGGUUGAAGACCUGCGCCUGGCAUAUGGCAGCAGAGCCUGUUACUGGAACGCAAACGGGGUCCACGCGUCAGAUCCCAUGCUGGACAGCAGGAGGCGGAAUUCCUCCGUGGAGGUGACGUUCGCGGCGGAGCUGGAGCGCUCCAAGCCCGAGGCUGACCCCAGGCUCCUGCCCCAUUCCAAAAGCAGCUCGGCCUUCCCGUUGGCCUACGCCGAGCUGGAGCUGGAGUGGGAGCCGGCCGACGGCUUCGGGCAGCGCAGCCCGCUGACCUCCUUCCAGCCCAGCCACAAGCUUGCUGGAAACAGUAAAAGCACCUCGGUUGGCAACAUGAGGGAGGUCGCCUCCAGGCAGCUGAGCUACACAGAUGUACCGUACGUCCCCUCCACCAGCCAGCCGCUGGAGACGAUGUCUCCACAAGUGUUCUUUUAUGUGGACAGGCCUCCCCCGGUACCACGCCACACGCCAGCUGCUGCUGAGGAAGCAGGGAGAGGGCUGAGUGGCCCUGGCCCCGUGUCAAUGAAACCUUCCAAGAGAUGUCUGGCCCCGGCCCAGAGGAAGGGUCUGCAGCCCGAGGCCCUGCCCAGGGCUUGCUGUGUUGGCAGGCACCUGGAAGAGGAGAGCAGAACCCUGGCUGGGGCUUUUGACUACAGCAUUCAAGAGCAACUGCCCAAAAGAUCUUGGAGCCAGUCCGAUAUGAAGACCAUCCAUUUCCCAUAUGGGUCGGAGUUCAGGCCGCUGGGCCCUUGCCCUGCUCUGAGCAGUAGAAAAGUAAGUAUCUUACGGUCCCUGCUCGCCCAACAAGGGCUUUCCAACCCCGCCGCAGCGCCACGCCAGGCCGAACGCGGUGUGGGCAGCGGGACCGAGUCCAGUGACUCCGACUCGGAUCUCCUGAACGUGGAUUACUACUCUCUGUAUGGCCGGGUAGAAAAGUCACCCCUGGCCCGGGUGCGUCUGUCCUCGGGCAGCCUCCAGCUGGAGGAGGAGGAUGAAGAGGUGUCCUUCGCGACAAGCAGUGCAGAAGCAAGGACUUCAAUGGGCAUGUCCAAUUAUUUCACGUAACCGUCUCCAAUUGGCUUGAGAGCGCAGAGAUUUCCAAAGCCAGCUGGAAGGAACAGGAAGGUCAUUUUUGUGUGAUGCUGCUCCCUCCUUGCUAAGCAUUGUGACGGGUUAGUGUUGUGUGAGUACAAUUAGCUGUAGAGACUGUGUUAAUGGAUGACAGGGGAGCUCUAGGACAUAAAGAUCUAGGCAACAGGCAAGAAAAAAGUAGCCAACAGUGGGCACCCCCAGCAAAAUCUUCUACAUCGAGGUUCUCAAUGAACGGGGGGUCAGCUAGUCCACUGGGCUCACCCCAAAUUGCUAAAUGGCAGGCAAGCACCAGUCAGCUCAUGGCCACUUGGGAACAAGGGUCCUGAUGCAUGAAAGGUGGAGAACCACUGUCGGACAGCAGGGCCACAGAAGUGUCACGUCAAUUCUCCUCCGCGAGGGGAAUAGAAACACCAUUAAACGAAAGCUGCUAAAAUGUCUGUUUCUAAUGGAGAGCGCGCGAGACCCUCAGUUGGGCUGAUGGCCGUUGGGAGCCUGUUUGGGAAGACUCGUGAGUGUGUUAGCAGAAUGUUUGUUAUGGCAGCUCCAUAUGCCCCAGCUCCUGAUCACAAAGGCGCCCACUCUGUGACACCAACCGCUUGUAUUUUGAUGCUGCCACAUCACUAAUGAUGGCGAGGAGCACCUCUCUUCUAACCAAGGGCGGUGCAGCAGAGAGCCUCGCCCAAGCCACUAGACAGGUUGGCUUGAGUACGUCGGAGUUGCAUCCCAGUGUGUUGGCCACUGGCUUUCAGAUUUGUGUAGGGAGCGAACGCCACCUCUUCCCCAGCCACAGCAAAGAUACUGCUGAGAAACAUAUUUUGCCGGUCAGUUUGUAUAUCGUUUUUAGCGGCUGCCUUGCAGGCUCCCCCCGCCUACAGUGAGGUGGGACGGUACCUCCCAUUACGACUGACAGUGAAAACGUGUCUUUGCCACUCACAUCCAUCUCUCUCCUUCCUUCCGCUAAGAGACCGCGCAUGGCCACACAAGCAGUACCUGGUGUGGGGGCCCAAACCUGAGCUCCCAGAGACGCAGGCUUCUCGACCCCUAAAUUCAAGUGAGCAGCCAAGAGACCUGGGUGGAAUCACUGAUGGGGAACGCGCAAAUACUUCAGCCUGGCUGAAUGGGCCCCUCCUUCCAUCAGUAGUGAACGGACCAGCCAAUGCACAAACAAGGCGCUCACUUGGAAUAAGCUGUAACAGGAGAGUGCUAUGCAGGUGGACAGGCUCCCAAAGGCAUUCCCAAGUCAUCUGUCUCACUGCAAAGUAAGACACUGUGGUUACUAGAGAUGGCUAAAAAAGAAAGGAACAUAUUUUUGCAAAAAAUGUUGCCCUUUUUUGGUGUUGAAAAAUUUCAAAUAUUGAUGUUUUCUGACCAGCUCUUGUAUUUACCAACCACAGGAGAGUGGAAAUAUCUAUUUUUAACCUUGUAUUUUAGUUCUUAAAACAUCUAAUUUCCCCUCAAACGCUUUGUAAGGAAAAAAAGGUCCAAGCGAUCCAACCCGAGCCCGACCCAGCUGCUGUGAGAUUCUGGCGUGUUCUCUGUCCAGUCCUGUAGGCCACAGCUGUAAGGGAAGGCUGGAGCAUGCCUGUGGGGGUGCUCUGGGGUCACACACUUGCCUGGCAGGGAGCCAGCAAACCAGGCUGUCGGGCACCGUGCUAGAGUGGCUUUGUUGGCCACGCUCCUGGUGGGGAAAGACGCAAACAUCAAGUGAACGGUCAAGACAACUGGGGUUAGCAGGAUGCUGCCCACCCUGUAUUUUUCAAGCUCUCGUCUUCGUUCUAUCGUUUUAGAAGCUGGACAAUAAAACAAACGAACCCCUCCCCCA